AUGGACUUUUCAGGAUGUGUCAACGACGAAUUAUUUGGGCCUACGGUCCGGGGAUGUCGAGGCGACUUCGACUUCACCAUCGUGUUUGAGAAUGUCUUCUUUUCCCUCAUCUUAUUUGGCCUUGGAUGGGGAUUUACUACCAACUUUACUACCAUCUGGCUUAAAUUCUGGUCUGAGGAUGUAUCUACAAGUCCCGCCCACUCUAGCUCAUUUUAUCUCGGCAUAUAUGCUCUCCUCCAAGUAUCAGCCCUUGCAUCCCUCUUUUCCGUCUACAUGGUGUGCUUUAGAGCAAUGAUAUCAGCAUCCGGCGCUAGGCUCCAUAAAGAAGCUCUUAGGACAGUAAUAAACGCUCCGCUAAGCUUCUUUACUACUACCGACACUGGCGUCGUAACUAAUCUCUUCUCGCAAGACAUGACACUGAUUGAUGGAGAGCUCCCCCAGUCAUUCCUCAAUCUUAUACUCCAGAGCUUCACCUGUCUUGGAAUGGCAGCGGUAAUAGCUACGUCUUCGCCAUUCCUCGUGAUCACUUACCCCUUUCUAGUGAUUAUCAUAUACGGCAUAAAAAAAUUCUAUCUCCGCACAUCUCGCCAGAUUCGCCUCUUGGAUCUUGAAGCUAAAAGCCCCCUUUACUCACAUUUUAUUGAUACGAUUAAAGGCAUCGCAACUUACCGUGCUUUUGGGUUUAUCCUCCAACUAGUAGUAACGGCUCUUGCGUUCGUCAUAGUCACUCUAGCCACACAGUUACGCUCAAACGGAGGUUUUACUAGUGCUAGUCUGGUCGCAUUAAUGACCUUUGGUAACAAUCUUUCUUUCAUGAUUCGGACGUACACCGUGCUUGAAACAUCUAUAGGUGCUAUUAGUCGAUUGAAGAAUUUUAGCGAGAGGGUGAAAUCCGAGGGUCUGGAGGGAGAGGACAUCGUACCCCCUUCAGACUGGCCUCUGAGAGGAAGUAUUCAGAUAAAUGGUGUUUCAGCAUCUUACACAGAUGCUAGCUUGGAGGUUUCCAAGGAAUUAAGUGGUGACAACGAUGGCCUUACUAAAGGGCCUGAUCAUAUCACUCUAAGAAACUUAGACAUAACUAUAGCCCCCGGUGAAAAGGUAGCGCUAUGCGGUCGAACUGGGAGCGGGAAAUCUUCCAUAAUUCUCCUUCUACGCCGUUUACUUAAUCCUAUUUCAUCAUGCACCGAGAGGAUCAUCAUUGACGAUAUUGCCCUCCACAAAAUCGACCGCGCUACUCUUCGCCAGCGUAUAAUUGCCGUGCCUCAAGACCUGGUAUUUUUACCUGACGGGACGUCUUUCCAAACUAACCUGGAUCCGUUUGAUUUCGUCGACGAGCGCGGUGGUCUCGCGGCUGGAAUGUUUGCGGACACUCUCUCAGGAGGUCAGCGGCAGCUAUUCAAUCUUGCACGUGCCAUUCUGAGGCGAAGGGUUAGAACGAGACAACUUGAAUCAGAAUUAGGAGAGAAAAGCGUAAUGGUUGGCGGGAUCCAGCUUCUGGAUGAGGUCAGUUCGAACGCAGACUGGGAUAUAGAUAAAGCAAUGCAGAAUAUCAUAAGGGAGGAAUUCGGAGGGUACACAAUUAUCAUGGUCAGCCACCGGUUGGACAUGCUACUUGGAUUUGACAAAGUUGUGGUAAUGGAUAAGGGAAGCAUAGUCGAGACAGGCCGUCCGAGUGUAUUAGUUGAAACCCAUGGAUCCAAAUUCAGGGAGCUAUGGACGCUUGCCAAUAGAGGACAAAGCGUAGAGAAUGUUUGA
Messenger RNA from Daldinia vernicosa, 1755 nucleotides. Its product is annotated as P-loop containing nucleoside triphosphate hydrolase protein. The coding region runs from base 1 to 1755 and encodes 584 amino acids. Gene Ontology annotation, molecular function: ATP binding; ATP hydrolysis activity; ABC-type transporter activity. Lineage: Eukaryota; Fungi; Ascomycota; Sordariomycetes; Xylariales; Hypoxylaceae. The transcript is spliced from 5 exons. The record is from RefSeq and is a predicted model, not a curated record. Gene Ontology annotation, cellular component: membrane. Gene Ontology annotation, biological process: transmembrane transport.